Naegleria gruberi is the source of this 501-nucleotide messenger RNA. RefSeq lists its product as uncharacterized. Lineage: Eukaryota; Heterolobosea; Eutetramitea; Acrasida; Naegleriidae. The record is from RefSeq and is a predicted model, not a curated record. Bases 1 to 501 code for a protein of 166 amino acids. The transcript has a single exon.
AUGUUUCCCAAAUUAUUCAGUGUUCGAAUCAUCAAUGAAUUAGAAGGUGUUGUUGCUAUUCGGGUGUUUUAUGCCAAGCCAAACGAAACUCUUCCAAUCUAUGAAGAAUUUCAAGUAAAAAUCAAUCAUGCUCACUUGUUUGAAAAAAUUGAAGAGGUGAAUGAAUUACAAUCGAAUAGUACUGUAUCACCUCCUCUACAACCGUCAUCAUCAUCUGCUUCUUCUACAGAUAAUCAAAUGAAUGAUGAAGAAGCUGAAAAGGAAGAAUCCAGAUAUUACAUUGAUAAAAUUCAAGUCUUUCUAGGUGAGGGAAAGGAGGAGAGGAUGUGGACUUUUGACUCACCUUUUCUCACCCAAGAUUCACAGAAGGAAACAUUUGUGCUUAUUCGAGAUAGGAAGGGUGAGGUAGAAUUGAGACAUCUUCGUGACAAAGAUUUGAGAACAAAGUAUGACUAUUCACAAGUAUUUGGAAACUCUGCAGAUGACAUUUUGGGUUUUUAA